Molecule: messenger RNA, 1725 nt
Organism: Solanum stenotomum
Lineage: Eukaryota; Viridiplantae; Streptophyta; Magnoliopsida; Solanales; Solanaceae
Exons: 4
Coding region: 137-1510 (457 amino acids)
Source: RefSeq, a predicted model, not a curated record
AAGGUCACAUGGGGUGUAGAGCUCAAGCCUAAAGAUACUUGUUUUUGAAUAGAAUCACUCAAAAACCCAAAAAGCAAACCAGAAAAAGGUGACCCCAAAAAGCUUCCCCACACACACUGAAGACAACUUUCCAGUAAUGGCGGCACAUGAAGAACAACAACAACACCAUCAUCAACAACAAGAACAAGAAAACCCCAUUUCCCCUUUCUCCUUAAAACCCAACAAUAAACACUUGGAAAAGAUUUUCUCCUCAUAUUUGGGUCUCAGUUUCGCUAUCUUUCUUGGGUCUUUACCAAGAAAUGCAGUUUCUUUGGUUGGAAGACUUCAGAACCGCAACAAGGAGCUAACUUUUCAGCUUAUUGACACAGAGGAGCAGUUAAAGCAGCUACUUUUCAGGAGAAAAGAGGAUUCAAAGGCAAAUGCAAGAGUUGUGGAAAUCUUUGCAAGUCAUAGACAUGCCUGGCAGCAAGAAGAGAAGAGGUUGUUACAGCAGAUCGAUGAGUGUGAUGAAGAGAUUGCUGAGUUAAGAGGGAGAGCUGAGCAGUUUGAGACAAUGGAAAGUGAGUUAAGGGCUAAUAUUGAGGACUUGAAAAGGGAGAUUAGUGAAAGAGAUGAAAUGUUGAACUUUAUGAGUAGAAGGGGUUGUGAGAUGGAGAAUAGUACUAGUGGAGAUGGUGGGAGUGAUGGUGUUGGAGAUUGCUAUGCUGAAAUGGGUUUAAGGUUUGGGAAAGUUGGGAUAUCUGAAGGGAUGGAUUUGGGGGUAGGGAUGGAAGAGUGUUACUUGGCUAAUGGGAUUCCUAAUGCUGAACAAAUGAGUGGUGUUUAUGGACAGAGUAAUGGGUUUAACUCAGAGUACUUGAAUUCUGCUUCUAAGUUUUGGGCUGAAAAAGCUAGUCCUUGGCAGGAUAUGCAGUAUGAUUCUGGCGAUUCACUUCACCAUUUAAAGCAUUUUGUAGCAAGAAGGGAGGCCCCUUGGAAGAUAGAUGGUGAAUCAACAGGAGUCUCCUCCAAACUAAAGUUACUUGAACAGGAGCUACUGAAUUUGGAAAAAAUUGGGAAGACUGAUUUAUCUAAGGUACCAUCAUCAACGCGGAAGCAAGUGAAGAGAUACCAAGCUCUUGCUGGCAAGAUCGAUGAUCUAUGCAGAAGAAUGCAGCAGGCCAGUGAUCCUUGUGAACCAAACCUGAGUCCUGAGUUCCGGACCCAAAGACAGACAGAGUUUUUGCUUGAAGCAUUUCGACUUCAGCAGCAUGCAUCUGAAACUGCACAGAAGCUGAUGGUACUACAAACUGACAGCGGAAAGAGUUAUUACGGGGACGAAUUUGAAGGUCAAGCCCAACUAGCCACUAAACGAUCCUUUGACUCCAUCCGGAACAACUUAAAAGAAAUCCAACGGAAUUUAGAGAUAUGGCUUGCCAGAAUUAUUGGGGAUCUCGAGGGAAUCCUUUCUCGAGAUGGUGCUUCUCGUGUAAGGGAUUAUUACAUAGCUAGAUAUCCUUUUGUUCAAUAGUCAUGUGUUAACAUGCUCAGUAAAAUCAUGAUUGAAAAAUAUAGUUUCUCUUUUGAUUAGUUUGUCCUCCAUGCUAUUGAAAAAAUGAUGUAUAGCUCCAACUGAAUGAACAAUAUAAGGUUGAUAAGUCCAUUUAUGCACAUAAAUUUGCUUCACAGAAGCAAACUAUUAAUGCUAACUAGUACUAAAAAGAGUGAAGAUUUUUGACAGAAUUA